ACCGCCUGAUCUCAUCCUCAGAGGCGCAGUUGCCCUCCGACGAGUCUUAUGACGUGGCAUUGCAUGACAUCAUCAAAGCGGGUCGGUAUUUAAUUCAUGAGUGGUGAGCUACACUGAAGCUACUCACCUAGCAGGUAUAAGGCUGAGAAGAUGAUGGAAGAGAGUGGGAUUGAGACUACACCUCCUGCCAGCCCUACACCUCCUCUGACUGUGGCUGCUGCCGUCAGCUCCGCACCAAUGACCAUAGGUCUGUCCAGUUCUCAGUCCCUCCCAGGCACCAGCUCUGUGGCCAGUAAUAAGCCAUCAGUCUCCACCACUCUCCCCCCUGUUCCUUCCCUCCCUGCUUUCAUCAGCCCACUGACCACCACCUCCCACUUUCCCCCUACCUCCACACUUGCCUCCCCCUUCACCAGCAGCUCUUCCUUCCUUCCUCCCACCUCCGCCACUGUGCCUCCUCUAAACCCCCCCAUCAGACCACCUCUUGCCUCAGUUCCCGGGAUCUUGGCCCCUCCCGUAGGCCCACCCAUAUCCAGCUUUUCCAUGAGUGCAGGAUAUGACAUCACACGGGGUCAUGCCGGUCGAACACCACAGACACCACUGAUGCCAACAUUCUCCAGUCCUACGCCCAUGUCAGGUGUAGUGUCAAACCCCAUGGUUCAGCAGCCAGCCAUGACAGGAGGAUUGGAUACUGGGUCUCCCAUCACUUUCCCAGAGGAGCAGGAAGAUCCCAGAGUGUCUGGAGACAACAGCACUGGUGGAGGCAUCUGGGGCUUUUUCAAGGGAGUAGCAGGUAACCAUGUAGUAAAGACAGUCCUGGACAAAACCAAGCACUCUGUGGAGUCCAUGAUCACCACUCUGGAUCCUGGCAUGGCCCCAUACAUCAAGUCUGGUGGAGACAUUGACAUUGUGGUGACAUCAGAUAAGGAAGUGAAUGUGGAGGCAGUGAGAGACGCCUUCCAAGAGGUUUUUGGGAUGGCCAUGGUCACUGGAGAGCCUGGUCAGUCUAACAUCGCCCCACAGCCUGUGGGCUACGCAGCUGGUGUCAAGGGGGCUCAGGAGCGCAUUGACAGCCUGCGUCGAAGUGGUGUGAUCCAUGAAAAGCAGCCAGUUGUCUCUUUGGAAAACUUCAUCGCUGAGCUCUUUCCUGACAAGUGGUUUGACAUUGGAUGUUUGAUCCUAGAGGACCCUUGUCAUAGCAUCCGCAUCGAGGUCUUCACUCAGGCAACUCCUCUGACUCUAGAUCUCGUCCAACAGGCUCAGUCUCUGACCCCUUCCGACUACAACCUGCGCUGGUCAGGUCUGAUUGUUACAGUGGGUGAAGUCCUGGAGCGCAGCUUGCCCAACAUCAACAGAACAGACUGGCAUCAGGCCAUGACAGGCAUGACCCAACGCCAGAUGAUCCAGAGUGCUGCCAAAGCUCUGGCUGGGAUCUACAAACAGCAGCUGCCACCCAGGACUGUGUGAGGCUGAAUGGUUCCAGUUUUUGUCAUAAACUGGGAGGAGUUAGAGACAUGUUGGGGGCGAAAAACUUGCUGAUUGGACAGCAAGACUCCUCCAUAGCUAUUAAUCUGUCCUCCGUGUGUGUGUGGGCCAAAUAUUCUCAUAAGGAUUUUACUGAAUGCCAUCAGAUUUGCCAUUCUUUAAAGAAGACUUAACCAUUAACUGAUCAUCUCAUCAUUGUCCUUGAAAGAUUAUUACUCAUCACGUGUUUUAAUAUGAACAGUCUUAACAUAUAUUGUGGUAAUAUUUUGUCGUCUAGUUAUUUUCAUGAAUGCUUACCAUUAUUGUAGACUAUUGCAUGGACUGACUGUGUCCCAGUUGUAUUCUAUAAACAUACACUGGUAAGAGAUCCCAAACUUUGGAAAACCCAAUCAAAUCUUAAUGGCAUGAAUUUAUUUUUAAAAGAGACCCAAUCCAAAACGUAGUAGACCCAGACACAUGCCAGAAGACCCCAAACAGAAAGAGAACCUGAAACCUGACAGACGGAUGCAUCUGACCCAGUUAGACCAUAGAUAAUCUGAACCUGGACUGGACCAUGGAUACUAGAAAGUGAUUGGACGCCGGAAGUCCUUCACUGUAUAAUGUAACACUGUAACUCCUACUUUGUGUCGUGGUUAGUGUUCCAGACACUAGUAUACUGUUUUUUAAAAUUUGGACAUGACAGAAGGUAUGCGCUAAUAUUCUAGUACGACUGCCUGUAAAAUGAUAGUUUUCAUGACUUUUUUGUGUAUAUUUUGAUUUCUAAAAUGUUGCUACAGCUAUCAACCCAUUGUCCACAUUUUUUGGAAAUUUCUUUAUACCUAUAAAUAACUCAUGGCAGGAUUAAUGUACAAAGGGGCCCUGCUGCUAAAACAAGCAGCUGGGCCCUGUUAACCCAUCAUUGUUCAUGGUAUUACUAGGAUUAUUGCUCAUGAUACAUUUAUGUAUAAUUUUUGGUGUAGUAAACUGAUGAUUAAACACAAAUUAAAUUGGGUCAUGCAUCAUGUAGGUAUAAUAAUGGCUUUAAAACUAGAUUUUGACACAGGGCCUUAAAAUCAUAUUAUAGACUGGACCCAUCUUUUAUAAUGUCAGUAGAUAUUGUGCUUUUGUGUAUAUUCCCAAGGUUUCAUACAAACCUGGAAUUUUGCAAAUGACCAUAAAUCAUUUUCUGCACAGUUAACCUGCAGCUUCAGGGGCCGUCCACAUUGAAACUCUUGUGUGUGUAAACGCACAUGUUUUGCAUCGUUUUGGCUGAUCGUCCUUAUGGAUCCUGUAAACACAGCGUCUGUAAACGCACUUUUUUGAAACCUGGUGUCAGGGUGGAAAAAUCCAAAAACGCUGCCCUUCUGUUUUCAUGUGGACGGCGAAUCUGCAUACUCUGUAUCACGCCAUCGUCCCACCACUCGACCUCUAGCCUUCAACCUCUGAACCCCGCGACAUCUCAUAAUAACAACAACAAUGGCGGACUACAUGCUUGUGAGCCUUUCUUGCAACUUAAUCGCAUUGUAGUUGAGUGUGAGUUGCAUCAGCAGUAUGACCUCAUUAACAGUCCACGCAAACGAUUCUGGUUUCCUUGCACUAGCCAUUUUUGUCUUCUUCUUGUUGUGUUUGGUUUCUCGGUUUUAGUGGGGGGGGCCCUGGGGGUUGGGUGCCCUGAGACAGUUUACUGUUGAAGCUUUUUAAAGCACUGAAUUUGUAUGAAGCAAUUGUGCUGAAAAUGGUUUGGUGUUUUAAUGCAGUCAGAAUUUAGAUCUGUGACUGAUUGCCUGUGUUCAUUAUCAUGACACAACUGAUAUUAGCGUGGUGUAACAAAGCCUCAUUUAAUAUGAUUACAUUAUUAUAUAUAUAUUUGUUAUAUCACAAAUCACGCUCAUACGCUCACCUUUGUAAACAUUUUUUACAUUUACAUUUUAUCAUUUUCCGCAAUUAAUCUUCUGGUACUCAGUACACUGACGCUAAAUAUCAGAAAUGGCAAGCCAGACUUUCCUGAAUCUGAGCAUUUAAACAGCUGUGCUGCUCUCUACCAUAGAGAAGAAAAAAAAGCAGAAUUUCAUAUUACUUGGUUUUUAUCUUGUGAGAGGUUCUUAUUGAAUAAUUAUAUCUCAGUUGUACAAGCACAAACAACAACACCGGUUUGAAUACAUAUGAUAAAGAAUUUACAAGUAACGUGUCACCUGAAGUACAAUUAAAUGUGUGGGAUGCAUUGUUUAAGUUCUACAUUCAGGCUUCAUUUCACACCUCAUGACAUGCAUCGACAUUUUCCUGGUUUCUUAAAUGUUUAUAUGCAUCGGUCAGAGUUUCUGUACACACAUGCACAUAUUCUUGUCAAGUAUCCCAGCAAGCAAUAAAUCUCUUUUCUAGCACUGUAUGCUAGUGGUGAGAAAGUAGAGCGGUGAACCUUGGGCCCUGCAGCAGGAUGUGUUUUCAACACAAAAUUGCUUGACGAGUUGUUUUUAAUGGUCUCAACUUUUGCAUGGGAAGGGGUGUUCACCCCCAUUUUGGACCCAUUUUGUGUGCAGCAACCCAUUAUAAAACAGUUGCCAGGUGGACUUUAGGUGAUAAGAAUAUUCAUCUUUGUACUUUCUUCUAAAUGUGCCUUCUUACACAAAUAAAUCACUUUUUCAUGCA
Acanthopagrus latus (yellowfin seabream) is the source of this 4107-nucleotide messenger RNA. RefSeq names its product proline-rich coiled-coil 1 (gene prrc1). Gene Ontology annotation, molecular function: protein kinase A regulatory subunit binding. The record is from RefSeq and is a predicted model, not a curated record. Lineage: Eukaryota; Metazoa; Chordata; Actinopteri; Spariformes; Sparidae. The transcript is spliced from 9 exons. Bases 151 to 1464 code for a protein of 437 amino acids. Gene Ontology annotation, cellular component: cytoplasm. Gene Ontology annotation, biological process: activation of protein kinase A activity.